AUGACUCUAGAUGCGUUAAUCGAACACAUGAAUGUCAAUCACCACUUUACGGCUUCACGCCACCAAUAUAAGCUAAGGUUUGACAAAUGGCAGCUCCCGAAGCUCAAGACAAUUUCCAGAAAGCCGCAAGGUUCCACUCUUGCUAUCACAAGUGUGAGGCAGCCACUAUCAGAUGGGCAUUCGUUCGCGGCGUCAAGCGAAACAACAACUGGGCAGGCCGAGCCAGGCUUAGGCAAACCCCCGCGUGCAGAGCUCUCCGGGAAUUCAAGCGCUACACAGGAUAUCUCAACUUGUGGAAGCAGAGUUGAAAGUGCUGGUCAGUCCGAUGUGAACGUCACGUCGAUGACGAGUCAUUCUGAAACAGAGCCAGAUGUCGCCUUAGUUUUGCGCGAGGGUCUCCUUCUUGAAAGAUUGCCAGAGAUUGAUGGUCCGUCGGUGGAAAAGCUGAAUAUCAUUAAUAACACGAUGAAUCUGGAAGAAGUAAGACCUGCUCCUACGGCAUCGGCUUUAACGCCGAUCAUAGACACCAAAACGGCUGUGCCUCUUCUUCCGGUAGAUCGAUCCUCCCCCCCUGGUGUACGUAAAGACAUAUAUACCAGGCUGGUGUCCAAGUUUAUGUCAUCCGAAAAGAUACUCAAUGCACUACCUAACUCUUCAACCAAUGUACUGGAUGCGAUCCGAAAAGCCGACGUCCUGCUCGUAGUGGGCUCCUAUCAACAAGCAUACAAGUUGUACAGCCGGUGGUGGGAGAGGGUGCUGGUUGUUUACUCCAAACUGGUCGACAACCCAUUCAUUGUCUUGGUUGCUUCAAACAUGUCGCGUGCGGCGAGUUCACCGGCUGAAAUUGCCCAUGUUGUGGCCAUCAUGAAAAGGUUCAUUGGGCCAGGUAUUGGAGACGUAAAACUUGAUCAUUUAGCGGAAUGUACUCUGCUCAUUCAGCUAGCAAUUCUCCUUCGCAGAGUGCAUGGGUUCGAUGAGGCUUACAGUUACUUUCAUCAUGCUCUAUCAAUCUGGGAAUUGUGGUCGUCUGUCCACCAGGAAGGUUGGGGAGUGCCUGCAAAUUUGAUCGGUCAGUAUAUCGAGGCAAACUCGAUCCACUUUCUAGCACAACCUGGCAAAAAGUUGUCCUUGGACCUCCAGCGACGUUUGGUGGAAGCAGAUUAUCAAUAUCAAGGGCGACUUCGAAAGCUGGUUUUCAGCUGCGCCUCAACACUCGCUUCUCACAACACUUGUUGGAAGCUUGCGGAGGGAGUGAACGCUGGUCGGAAACCCGAAUGGGACUCCGAAACCAUCAGGAUAGUACUCAGCAAAAUGCUCUUCUGUGAAUUGUGGAAAACUUUCACUUGUGAAGUUGACCAAGAUCGAACUCCAUUGAUAGAUAAGGUGGAAGGGCUACACGAGAUGUGCAAAGGGAUGAGAAUCAGCAGCCCAGACCUUUUCGCAGCGAUAUCCAUUUUACUCGUGGAUAUAGCAUCGCUAAAAGGAGAUUUAAUCGGCAUCAGCAUGUCCACCUGGUCGGCUGAAGCAGAGAGUAUUUCAUUGCAUUUGUCCGAUAUUGACAAAUCUGUGCAUCAUAUUGUAUCAGAAAAACUGUCCCAAGCAGAGUUUUAUGCAGUUGUUCUUCAAAGCACACGAGAAACAAUCUGA
Endocarpon pusillum Z07020 is the source of this 1647-nucleotide messenger RNA. RefSeq lists its product as uncharacterized. NCBI's taxonomy places the organism in Eukaryota, Fungi, Ascomycota, Eurotiomycetes, Verrucariales, Verrucariaceae. The record is from RefSeq and is a predicted model, not a curated record. The coding region runs from base 1 to 1647 and encodes 548 amino acids. The transcript has 3 exons.